Trypanosoma grayi is the source of this 3156-nucleotide messenger RNA. RefSeq lists its product as hypothetical. Gene Ontology annotation, cellular component: Golgi apparatus. The record is from RefSeq and is a predicted model, not a curated record. Gene Ontology annotation, molecular function: small GTPase binding. Lineage: Eukaryota; Euglenozoa; Kinetoplastea; Trypanosomatida; Trypanosomatidae. The transcript has a single exon. Bases 1 to 3156 code for a protein of 1051 amino acids. Gene Ontology annotation, biological process: endoplasmic reticulum to Golgi vesicle-mediated transport; Golgi organization.
AUGUGGAACCACUGGACUGACGUCACGAAGAAGCUGAAGAAUAUUGCUGCGGAGAUAGCCACGCCAAAGUACGAAGACGAGGAUGAAGACGGUGAGUACGAGUGGCGGCGGCGGCGGCAGCAGCAGGGAGAGGAAGGAGACAGGGUAGUGGCGCAUGAGGGGAUGAGUGGACGACUUGAGGAGGCGCUGCAUCAGGCACAAGAAGACGUGUGCAGUGACCGCAUGCCGGAAGCAAUGAAUGCGUCUUUAAACAGUCACUCUCACUCUGUAGCAACUCUAGCUGUAAAGGCAGUACUAGUAGGAGCAGCAGCAGCAGCAGCAGGUGUGGAAUCGGGUGUACAGAUGACGCCGCCUGUUCGUUGCUCGGUGCCACGCGAUGCCAUCCUCACGCCGCCGUUGCGCAGCACGCCGUCUAGUGUCCGUCGGGAUAGCGCCUCACGGGAACUCCCUUCCACUGACGGAGGGGCGUCGCACGGAAAGUCGCCGGAGACGGUCGAAACCUCGGCAGCUUCGUCAGUAUUAGCGACAACAGCAACAAAUGCGGUAGAGAACGGUGGUGGGGAAGCACAUCGGUACGAAACUCACAUUACUGAACUCCAGAAGCAAGUGCAGUUGCUCUUGGAUCAAAAACAACAAAUGGAGAGUCAGAUCCUUGCAUACCAAGAGGAGGUGAAGACAGCACACGAGAAAACAGUAACGUAUUACGAGGAGAAUGUGGCAUCUCUGCAGCAGCAGAUUGAUACCGAGAAGAGAGCGAAAGAGCAGCUCGAGGGCGAGCUUAGGAGUCGUGACUCGGAGUGUGUGAAGCUCAAAGAAGAAGUUCAGCGGCUACAGCAGCGUGUGAAUGAGCUUGCCAACCAGGCUUCCGCUAUGAACGCGGAGCAUGAUAAAACAAAAAAGCUGCUGAUUUUGCGAGAUCAGCAGUUAAUGGAGGCGGCACAACAGAUUGAAUCCCUGCAGGACGCACACGAUACGCUGUUGCAGGAGGUGGAGCGAACUAAUGCGAGCGCCACUAAAUCACAACCUGUUCUCAUGCCCGUGGCUCAGUCGGAUGCGCUCAUGGGCAAAGAGGUUGCGCCGACGCCGAUAAAUGAAUCAGCGGCAGUGGAGGAACUUCGCCGGCGCGUCGAGAUACUCGAGCAGGAAAAGCUCGCCGCUCUGCGGGAGAAGGAGCAGGUAGCCCUGCGGCUGCAGGAGGAGCUGCGCACCCACCGCGUCGCAUCGGAGGAAAAGGACGAAAUGAUGAGGCGUAGCGAGGAGCAGGCGCGGCGGCUGGCACAACUCAUUGAGCGGCUUGAAAGCGAGCGGAAACAGGAGCGGCAGGCAGUGCAGAAGGAGGGAGAGGGAGCGGCGGAGGCAAGCACGGUCUCACCGUUGCGGGCGGAAAUCGCGGCGCUGACGUCGCAGCUCGAGGCAGCCAAACAGGAGCGCGACGAGGCCGUUCAACGCGUGGAGGAGGUGUUGAAGGGCGAGCAGCAGACACGUGCCGCCAUGGACGCACUGCGGUGUGAGUCGAGCGACGCCCAGCGCUGUGCCGCGGAGGCGGGCGGGCGGCAGUCGGAGCUCCAGCAGGAAGCGCUGCAGCUGCAGAGCCGCUUGGCAGAGUCCGAGGCGAACAGUGCGGCACUGUCGAAUAAGUUGGUGGCUGCAGAGGGGCUAAUUGCGGAGCUACAGUCUGACGUCGCGGCGUCUCGGCGAGCGAACGAUGGGCAAGAGGCCUCGCUUCUCGCCGCCCUCAACGCGCGCAAGCGGGAGCUAAAGGCUGCGGGCGCGCGGCUGGAGGAACUUAUGCUGCAGCUGGAGCACACCGUGACUGACUGUCUCGUGCGCGCCGAUACGGAGCUGCCGCCGCCACGCGACGGCAUCGGGGCGUCCUUCUCCGACAAAAUAACGCUUCUCGCGAGUGAGUUCCACCGGCUUCUGGGCGCGAACCAGCAGGCCGCGCAGGUGCAGAAGGAAUGGGAGCGCACGUACGAGCAGGCACGCAGCGUCAACGCCACACUCACGCAGCAGGUGAAUGAGGCGUGGAAGACGAUCGGCACGCUUCGCGAGGAACUCUCUCUGCGGGAGCAGUCCCUGGCGAAGCUGAAGCAGCAGCUGCAGGCAGAGUUGCAGCAGUACCGCGACGCGCAGCAAGUCCUCGCGAGCGUCACAAACGAGUUGCAGGUGCUGAAGGAAGAAAAGAAGGCGUGGGAGACGCGCAUCACGGAAACGGCAACAGGGGAAACGAGCCACCAGGAACAGCUGGCCGUCCUUAACGCCGAUGUUGACACACUGAAGAAGGUCCUGCAUGAACGCGAUGAAGAGCUCGCACAGGCACAGCGAAGCAUGGAGAAUCUGCAGCAGGUGCUCGACACUUUCACGCAGAAUAAAACCCGUGACGUGGAGGAGCGAACAGCUGACAUGCAGAUUGAGAUUGAUCAACUGCGCGCACAAUUGGAGGUAGCAGAGCUCCAGCAGCAGCAACAUCAGAGUAAUAUUGACGCAGUCGUUGCGAAUCACCGACGGGACAUGGCGGCGAAGAACUUGGAGAUCACAUCCUUUCACCGCAAGCAUGCGGAGCUUCGAAAGGCGCUGGAUGAGACCGCGCGGCAGUUGAACGGCGACACGAUGAUCGACAAGCGUGUCAUAAGUCACCUCACAGUAAACUUCAUCCACGCUUUUGUAGGGCAGCGGCCAGAAGGGGACGAAAUGCUCAAAGUUCUCAGUGGCCUGCUGAACUGGGACGAGGCCAUGCAAGAGAAGGCGGGGCUGCUGCCUGGGCCCACCAACCCGAAGCCCGGCCAUCAGGGAAAGCGCGGCGGUAUCAUUGGCGGUCUUGUGAGUAGUGUGUGGAGCAGGCCUCGCCGAGCUGGCAUCACCGACGGCAGUGGCGGCGGUGGCAGUAGCAGCAGCGGCAACGAAAGCGGCGCGGCGCCGAGUAUUGCGGAGUUGUGGGUCGAGUUCCUGAUGCGGGAAAGCGAGGUGGGGGUACGGGAUGCCGCCGCUGCAGCCGGACUCCCACCACCAUCCCCAACACUCCCACCAAGACUGACAACACCGGCAAUAGCAACAACAACAUCAACCGCUGCUGCAGCCAUCCCAGAGGCGGAGGGAGCAGCUGUUACGGAGGGAAGCAAAAGCAUCACUGGUGGUGGUGGCGGCGGUGGCAAUUAG